CGGAUUGCCAUCGGACGACGAGGGAGUAGCGCGUUAUUGUUUCUCGCUCCGCAGCAUUAGACCAGAGUUCUCGCUGUGUGUGCGUGUGUGUGUGCGUUUGUCCACCACCAGCAGGGGGUUUGUGUUUUUUUUUCUUCUUUUGUUGCUUCGCAUCGGCUGGCCGGUUCAGGGACAGUAUAGAAUUAUUUCCGCGACAGUUUCUUACGUUGCUGUUCGUCGGCGUCUGGCGGAGAAGCGCGCUACUUAUCGCACUGUACUAUAGUUUGGCAGUUCGCGACGUGCCCCUUUUGCUGAGCGGUUGGUGACUUGGAACCGUGGAGAGGAGACCUAGAAUACAAAGGCGAAGAUAUCAUCCCACCCUCCCCCCCCCGGAUAUUAUUCAGACCGGUUGUGCGAAUGCGUUGUGUGUGUGUGAUAUAUGCGGCUGGUCUACGAGUUAACAGCUGAGGACACAGGGCGGUUUGUGUCAAGUGGGUGCGACACGGACGACGACGACGACGACGAUCUACUUACCCCCGUCACAAACAGCGUGCUUCUAACGAAUAUCCGCUCCGAAAAGGGGUUGUGACCGGGUUGCAGUUUUGCAAGUGUGUAUUUAUGCCGUUGCCUGUAUGCUUGAGGCGUUAAUUUAUUGUGCUGUCGCUGUACCGCACAAAUUGUGGAGAUCCGGCCUUGCUGUUCGCGUCGUGUGCCAUAUUGUGAAAAUUCGACCACCGAAAAUCACGCGAGAGAAGCAAAAAAAACACACCUAAGCGGGAGCCUGCCGAAGUAGGCUGUGAAAAAUCGAUUACUAUUUAAUCGUUGCUGGUAGUGGUGUGGUGAGUGUGUGUGGGGCUCUUUUUUUUCGGUGCGUGUGUGUCAAAAUUCUGACAGAAGCCGGCUAACCGGAAGAAUCCUUGCUUGCGUUCGAACGUCACCAGGAACACACCGACGGACCGAGUAGUGAGAGCGAGAGAGCGAGAGAGCGAGAAAUCCGCGCAAAAUAUGCACCUCAGCUAGAGUGUGUUGGUGAUGAAUUGCAGUUUCUGUUGCUGUUAGUCUAAAGCCAGCGCCGACCGGUCCGCAGAUCGUGGUGGAAUUGAUUGUGUGUGAGCGCAUUUAAGCUGAACAGAGCUUCCCCAACCGGAAAACUCCCCCGCUGGAACGGUUCUAUUGGGAACGGAGCGCAAGCGGCGGAACCAGGUGACCGCACGCACCGGGAAGCAGAAGCUAGAACAUCUGAAAGGAAAAGUGCUUAGCGGAGCAGCUCGCAAGACAUUCGUGAGACCCACAAUCAAGCGGCAACCUCCGACAACAUGGCGACGCUGAUAGAAGGAAUUAUGAUAGCUGCGAUGAAUGUCUUCCUCAACAGCCUAUCGCUCCAGGUGGUGGUGGCCCUGAUCGUCGGUAGCCUGCUGUCCAACACGUUCAAGUACCAUGCGAAAAUGUUUAUCAUCGUGCUGAUGUCGUUCCUGGUGCUGGUCGUCCCGAUACCGCUCUUUCUCUUCAAACCUCGCUGGCCCCUGAACGCGCUAAUUCCUGGCAUCGUGGCAUGUGCAUUUAUCCGGCUGUUCGGUGUGGAGUACGAAAUCCGUGGCCAGGAGCAUAUUAACGUUCGCAACGGUGGCGUCGUACUGCUCAAUCAUCAAAGUGCAAUCGAUAUAGUGAUGCUAUCCCGACUGCUGCGAGAGUUCCGUAACAUCGUGCCGGUGGUAAAGAAGGAACUGUUCUACAUGCUCCCGUUCGGUAUUGCGUCCUAUCUGGUGGGGGUUGUGUUUAUCGAUCGCAAAAAUACCGCCUCGGCCAAGGAUGUAAUGAAGCGGGAAGCGGUCGCCAUUACCAAAGACCAUCUAAAACUGGCCAUUUUCCCCGAGGGUACGCGGCACGACAACGAUACGCUGCUACCGUUCAAGAAGGGCUCAUUCCACGUUGCCAUCGAUUCGCAAUCCAUCAUCCAGCCGGUGAUCGUGUCCAAGUAUCACUUUAUCGACCACAAGCGUAAGCGGUUCGGGCGGGGCCGUGUCAUCAUCAAGAUUAUGCCCGAAAUCCCGACCAAGGGUAUGACGAAGGCGGACGUGAACGAGCUGACCGACCGGUGCCAGCAGCUGAUGCAGACGGAAUUCGAUGCGCUCAGCGCGGAAGCGAAACAAUACUGCCAUAAUUGAGCGGCCGCACCAUCAUCUGGAAUGCGUGCAAAUCUAGGAAAUGUAACAAAAACAGUAGUAGAGCAACAAAACAAGCAAUAAUAGUCAUUGUUGCGGGGACCAUCACUAGAUGCAGACAAACUGUUCACGAAACGAUGAGGAAUGCGAGUGAACCCACUCGGUCGAAGCGAAUCGAAGGCGUCGAGACAAUCUGUGAUCAUCUGGUGUCCAGCGGGUGACUACUAUCCGGUCACCGAAUCGUGCAUCGUCGAUAUUAUUAUCUGCGCGCGACAGUUGUGGGUGGAGAAGUUGGUUCGAACAAAAUUAUCCGGGAAAAAGCGAUCGUCAGCCCCGCGGAGGAAUGGUUCCCGGCAGAUUACUAUCAAACACAGACUCGUACCUGGUACCUGAGUACUUUUCCUGAGUACGAUAAGCAAUUUCAAUCGACACCAUCUGAACGGAUGAGAAGAAGCAAAGAGAAAAGGACGACGACGACUACGAAGGGGGGGUAUUCAACGUCAAACGAACGAAUGGGUGAGAAGUAUCGUGUGAACGCUAUAAAAGACAGGAACGACGUAAUACACAAAACGCAUAUAGGGAUCUAGCUAGAGUAGUAAGAACAUACAUUACAGAGCGACACACUUCGUUUCGGUGGUUGUGUUGAUGUGCUAAAAGGUUAAACAAUCAUUAAGGAGUGGCAGGUGUUGAGAAAUUGUACCGUAGACAUAGUGAUUCUACCUAGGGUAGGUGAGUGAGAGGGAGGGAGUGUGGGCCAGCCAGAGGAAGGAAAGGGAAUAGGAAAGCUGUAAAAUUCGUAGUGAGUCACCACGGCCCCAGCAGUAGUGGAACAGGGAUAUUUCGAUUUCGGCUAUGUUUUUGAAACGUGGUACUAAGAAAUCGUGCAAUUAUUUACGUUAGUAGUGUGACACAAACAACAUCCAAAGCAAAACAAAAUUAACUGUGAGCGGAACUGCGUGCUGUCUAGGACAGCGUUGUUUAGGUCGAAACUAAUAAAAACAAAACAAAA
Messenger RNA from Anopheles stephensi (Asian malaria mosquito), 3150 nucleotides. Its product is annotated as 1-acyl-sn-glycerol-3-phosphate acyltransferase alpha-like. Lineage: Eukaryota; Metazoa; Arthropoda; Insecta; Diptera; Culicidae. The transcript is spliced from 5 exons. Bases 1296 to 2144 code for a protein of 282 amino acids. Gene Ontology annotation, molecular function: 1-acylglycerol-3-phosphate O-acyltransferase activity. Gene Ontology annotation, cellular component: membrane; endoplasmic reticulum. The record is from RefSeq and is a predicted model, not a curated record. Gene Ontology annotation, biological process: phosphatidic acid biosynthetic process.